Molecule: messenger RNA, 1782 nt
Organism: Theileria orientalis strain Shintoku
Lineage: Eukaryota; Apicomplexa; Aconoidasida; Piroplasmida; Theileriidae
Product: ADP-ribosylation factor GTPase activating protein
Exons: 1
Coding region: 1-1782 (593 amino acids)
Biological process (GO): COPI coating of Golgi vesicle
Molecular function (GO): GTPase activator activity
Source: RefSeq, a predicted model, not a curated record
AUGGAUUCUUUGCCCAGCUUGGAGGUCGACGGCCGGGGAUUCGUCUCCGAGGCGGAUCGCGAUGCCUUUUUCAGACAUCAGUUCGCGGCGCCUGAGAACACCGCGUGUUUCGACUGCGGAUUCAGCAACCCAAACUGGACGUCCCUCUCAUUUUCCAUCUACUUGUGCCUAAACUGCUCGGGGAGGCAUCGCCAGUUGGGCUCGCACAUAUCCUUCGUCCGAUCCACGGAUAUGGACAGAUUCACCAGGGAUCAGCUGAUUAGACUAUCUCUCGGCGGAAACGGUAAAUUUAAUUCAUUCUUAAACUCUGAAAAUUUGUUAAAAAAGCCCUUGAAUUACACCAAUAAUCGACUCCUCGCUUACUCUGCUAAACUCGACGCAGAACUGUCCAAAUACACUGGAAAGAGGAACGAUAACUCACCUGCGGCUAAAAAUGAAGUUUCAGUUUCAAAUGUAGUUGACGAGGAGGCUUCGAACGAGGGGCCGUCUGAGCCCUCGGUUCCGCGUGCUGUCGAAGGCAGUGAGACGCUCCAAAGCGUCCUUAGUUCAAUGCGCGACGACGUGGAGAAGCUCCUGGCUGACAACAAUGACACGUUUUCUGACCUGCUGGACUUCGGGUCGGUCGGAGCCCGGGAGUUUAGUCUGAACGCCAGCGCCAACUCGAGCAUCGCCGAGGUGAGCGGCGACGCCCAAGGCUCAAUCGCAAGGUCAGAAGCGGAAACCCCCGAAGUUGCCGAAAAUUUAGAGGCCCACGGGCCGCAAACGCACUUUGAUUUUGACGACGUUUCCGAUUUCGUGGACUUUAAGCCCGAAAGUUUAAACAAGCCCACCACCGCCGAUUCUCUGUUCAAUUUGGACUUCGUUAACCCGAAGCCUGCUUUCUCGGGCGCUGUUUCCGGCUCAGCCGCCUCCUCAAGUCCCCCUAGUUCCGGGCGCUUGAGCAACGUAGGUGGGUCUUCGUUCGGUGCUCGGACUGACGGCGGCUCCACCAGGGGAGCGAGGAACAAGUUCAGCAGUAAGGCGCACGACUUCGAUUUUGAGUCGUUCGAAAAGCAGAACGUGCUGCAGGCGUCCUUCGCAAACGUGACCGGCCCGGCGGCCACCUCGGCCUUUGGCGGUGCCUCCCCCGGACCCGUCUCGUCGGCAUUCGGCGGCGCUUCGCCUUUUGGCGCGGCUGCUCCCGGCGGCUCAGCGGUGGGAGUGACCUCGUCCGCCUUUGGAUCUGCCGCAGUCAGGGGCUCCACUGCUUCCUUCGGCACCAAGGUCCCUGUGAAUUCACCCACGCUCAGCGGCUCCUCCUCAGUGCCUGCUCCCGCAUCCUCCCCCGACAAGUCGUUUGCCGUCAACUCUGCUUCUUCCUUACAUGUUAAAUCGGCUUCCUCGCCACUCCGCGGGCCCAUUGGGUUCCCCGCCGCCUCUGCCGCCGCCGGCAACGUGUCUUCCAGUGUUGGCGAGGAGUUUGCUCUGGGCAGCAGGCCCUCGGUGAGGCCUGACCUGUCACAGUUUGAGGGCAAAAAGUCGAUUUCCUCCGACGCCUUCUUCGGGAACACUUGCGCCAGCGCGCAGACGAAUUUGGGCCACAAGGUCAGCCCCGACACGCUCGCCUUCAGCUCCGACGACUACUUCGGGCGCCCUAGGAGGGAGGCUCCCCCCGUUCCCACCAUCGAGGAGCAGGCCAUUCAGAACCUCAACGAGCUGAAGGACAACCUUGUCACUGCCCUGAACAAGGGCAGCGUUCUACUUGAGAAGGCCAAGCAGUGGCUGCACACAAACUACUACUAG